AUGGAGUACGCCAUUCAAGAGUUUGACAAAAGACUAACCAAGUUAGAUGAAGUACAAGAAGAACUAGAAGGUGAAGUCGAAGCUGAAGAACUGGACCAAGAAUUAGAUGAAGCUCACGCCUUCAGACAAGAAAGUAUGAAACCUAGACUUCUAGCUGAGGACAAGAUAAGAAAGUUAGCAGCAGCAGCACCAGGUGGGUCUCCAGUUCCAAGUAGUGUAAGUGGAUCUCAAGACUCAGAAGCUGUGAAUGGGGAUGCCAAGAGUGUGGUCAAGGGGUUGGCACAUACCAGUGAGAAUUAUCAAGUUGCCUGUGACUUACUGAAAGACCGCUAUGGGAAGCCAGAAAGAAUUAUUUUUGCACACGUCCAGGCCUUGCUUUGUGGUCAUGUCAACCUUAAUCAAAAUGGAACAAAGAGUGUUGCUCAACUAUGGAAGUUGCGCGAUGAAAUCCUAACACACAUUCGUAGUUUAGAAGCUUUAGGUGUCAGUGGGAAGCAGUGUGAAGUGUUUCUCACCCCUAUUAUCCUGUCUCGUCUACCCAAUGAACUGAGGCUAGAAUGGGCCAGGGAUGGGGAUGGACACGAAAGUGAUUUGGAGUGGCUGUUACAAUUCCUUCACAAAGAAAUAUCAAGAUUGGAAAGAUCUGAAGCCUUUAAGGGUAAGAAAAGCAUUAGUGACGAAAGGAAAGAAAGUAAAGGUUCUAAGGAAAAGGUAUACUCAGCUGCAGCCCUCCAUGCUUCUUCAAAACAAGAAAGCUCUCUCUGCUCUUUUUGUAGUAAAAGGCAUAAGUCGGAGAAUUGUUUUGCUGUGUUAAAGUUAGAUGGUAAGGAGCGAGAUGAGAAGAUAAAAGGUUUGGGUCUCUGUUUCAAGUGCUUAAACAGUGGACAUAUGUCAAGAGAAUGUAAGUCCCACAUAAAGUGUACAAAAUGUAAUGGUACUCACAAUGUACUUAUGUGUGUCGUAAAGUUAGAACCAAGUUUAAAAAAGGAAGAAUAUAAAGAAAGUAAAAGUAGUGACACUAGUGCCAAACCUGAGAAUGUAGUACUUCUGUCUGGACAGGGUAGUAACUGCACUAUUUUACAGACCGCAAAGGUCCAAGUAAGCACAGGAGAUGGUAAUGUUGUAGUAGCUAAGGUUAUGUUUGAUAAUGGUGCAGAUAGAACCUAUGUCAGCAGUAGUUUUGUGAAAAAGUGUAAGCCACAAUGGGUCACUAGUACACCUAUACUGUACUCUAGUUUUGGAGGUCACAGUGCUGGAAAGAAUGAACAUAGAAAUGUUUAUAGUUUAAAGUUAUGGAAUUCUGAAAGAAAAGUUGUACCCAUUAUUGCAGCUGAAAUACCUAAAAUAUGUCAGCCUUUAGUGAGACCUGUUGUACCCAAUGCAGUGCUUAAUUCAUUUUCUCAUGUUGCAUUAGCAGAUGAUUAUCAGCAGGACUCUCCUCUUGAAGUUGAUAUCUUGAUUGGAUUAGACUUCUAUUGGACAUUGAUUUCACCUACAGAUGCCAUUCAACUGAAUAGUGUUGUAGCCAUGAAGUCUGUCUUUGGGUAUGUACUAUCUGGUAAGAUAUCUGAGUGUGCUCCCACACCCUCUGAGUACUCUGCUCCACAACUGUUAUGUAUUUCCAGUGUUUCAGAUGUUGAUUUAAGAAGAUUUUGGGAUCUGGAAACUGUAGGGAUUAAGCCUAAGGAAGUUGUAGAAAGUUACAGUGAUGCCAGAGUACACAGAGAAUUUGAGAGUACAGUGCAGUUUGUGGAUGGCCGAUAUGAGGUCACUCUACCAUGGAAAGAUGAAUUUGCUAAAGAUAGGCUUAUGAACAAUGAAGGUUAA
Molecule: messenger RNA, 1827 nt
Organism: Scylla paramamosain (green mud crab)
Lineage: Eukaryota; Metazoa; Arthropoda; Malacostraca; Decapoda; Portunidae
Exons: 2
Coding region: 1-1827 (608 amino acids)
Molecular function (GO): nucleic acid binding; zinc ion binding
Source: RefSeq, a predicted model, not a curated record